CUGUCUUGGUACAUGCCAUUUGGCAGUACGAGGUUGCUCUCCCCUGUCUAGGAAGACCAUAGUCACGAGUCUGAGAAGUGCAGCCUAAAACCAGCAGCUCGCGAGUGGGCAGUUGCCACCACUUCUUCGACUUCGCUUUUGAGCUGAAUAAGUCGAUCUAACACGGAGGCUCUGAAGUUGUGAAAGACGGGAGGAGAGGCUCUAACACCGAGAUACCGAGCUGUUUCAGUGUCAUGUCGAAAGGCGGACCUCAGAUUUUGGCUCUUUAAUCCUCUUGCCGGUGAAAGGCGCAGCAACGCGUACGUGUUCCGUGAGCUCCCAGAUCGCCCCUCUUGGGUGCUCAUUCGCAGCAGAAGCGACAGAAAACGAAUAAAGCUAUUGGACACGUACUGGCAGGAAUGGCUUUCCAGCCCCUCUAUUGGCGCUGCAUUUGCGCCCUUCUCGGGAACCUCCUGCUUAACGUAUGUCUUCUGUCUUUUAUUCGGCCAAUCAGUGCAGGAGCUGAAGGGUCCCGCUUGACGCGUCAGAUUGGCUCAGCUUGUAACCUGAACGACGUCAAUAAUGCAGUCUCUUUAUCGAGCCUCCCAGCCGGUCUCUGGUACUACAACAUCAGUCACCCAAGCACUAAUGGCUUGUGCAAGGAAGAACCAAAUGCGGGUCACUCUCUUUGUGGAGUGAUUGGCGCCCGUGUCUGUGAAAAGAGCAAGCAAGCAGCUUGUGCAGACCCAGCGACAAAGCCGCUGCAUUCACGGGCGGAUCUUGUGCUACAGAAGACACAGAUGUGCAAGGCAGCACGUGUGUUUGCUGUAACCCUGGGCAGCGAUUGUAACCUGAUUGUGGACUGUGAGUAUGUGGACGCAAGUCGGCUGUCGACAAGGAUCCUUGUGGAAAAUUCCUACUACAGUAAGCCUCCGACUGACAGCCCGAGUGCUCAGCCUGAGGCAAACCUCCUGCCAAAGGCAGGUGACGUCGUGCUGACGUCAGCAUACGCGGUGGGCAUCGUCAAAUACGUCUGCAGCCAAGGUAGCCAGUCCCCCAGCAAUGUUUCAUCUGCCGCUGACCUUUACUCCAAUGAUCCAACAUACAACCGAGUGGGCACGUAUCUCAGCACAAAUGAAAGCCAGUAUUUCCUCUUCAACUCAAGCGGACCUUUCGCAACUAGUACCUUCAAUGCCACGGCAACCAUAAACUCAACCAGAGCGACAGGGAAGGUGUAUCCGUCUUCGGAUCUGGAUGGUCCUUACUAUGGUUCCCUAGACCAGAGUUACUCAACGGCUACCGGCACGCUGGGUUUAGCUUCGGUGAGAUAUAUCACGACGACGUCGACUUAUGGCGGCCUCCUUCCCCCGUACACCACGUGCGCAAAGCUGCCCAUUCCGGGUGUGGUUCAAGCGCCAUUCAGCGUCCCGUUUCAGGCAAACUUCACGUUCUUCAGUGCAUACACACCUCCUAUCUGAGCGAACUACUUUGAUCUAGCACAUCUCAGCUUUCGCUCUCACCCACGUGGAUUCAAGACGUACUGAGGACCAGCUCUUUCUAGCUUCUCGGUUCCAUUGGCUGCUAACCGUCCUAUUGGCUGAUCGACUGUUACGUGACGGUUAUCGUAGUUGAAGUUGGUUUUGGAUAUGGGCCGGUUGAAUUGAAACAGAGGAAUAACCUUGCACGAGCUCGCAGUCGAUCGAAGGCGUGAAGGUACGUACGGCACCUGCUACCGUAGUACGGGCCCGGGGCAACAGAUGCAGUGAGCUUGCAUGUGGUGUGACACGUACAGCUGACUCAUUGCGAUCAGACCGUCGGUGUAUACUUUGGAAGUUUGUCAUGGUUGCAGCCAUGCACUGCCACGCCAUACAGCGAAAUUGUAACUACCUUGUGAAUAUCAUUAUAACUCUGUAGACUGUGAGUAAGCU
This is a messenger RNA of Klebsormidium nitens, 1907 nucleotides long. NCBI's taxonomy places the organism in Eukaryota, Viridiplantae, Streptophyta, Klebsormidiophyceae, Klebsormidiales, Klebsormidiaceae. The record is from the annotation of a GenBank genome assembly.